Messenger RNA from Spodoptera exigua (beet armyworm), 570 nucleotides. The record is from the annotation of a GenBank genome assembly. NCBI's taxonomy places the organism in Eukaryota, Metazoa, Arthropoda, Insecta, Lepidoptera, Noctuidae.
AUCAGUGUUUGUAUCGGACGGUGAUAUUUUGAAACAGACAGACCACAUCAAAAUGAGAGUAUACACCAUUGUCUUUGCUUUGUUGGUGGCCUUCGUGGCGAGUAUGGCGGCUGAGAAUGGCCCUCUGAUGGCUGCCCUUCAGCCAGUGCCUGUGGACGAUACUGAAGUCAUGGUUGUCCAGCCACAAGGUGUACGGGAGAAGAGGAGUGCACUUCUUGGUGCUGGUCUCAUCGGCGCUGGUACUCUGGGUCUUGGGGCUGCUGGUCUGGUUGGUGCCGGUCUGGUUGGAGCUAAGGCUGGUUUCGUUGGUGGCGCUCUAGCUGGUGGUCUGCUGUCCCACGGCAGGAGCUACGGUGGUGGCUACGGCGGCUACGGAGGUUACUACAGCGGCGGCUACGGCGGACACUACGGCGGUUACGGAGGCUACGGCUACGGUGGACACGGACGUGUCUACAGGAAAGUAUACCUCGUAGAAGAACCCUGGUGCUGAGCCAGACGACUGACUGCUAUGCAAUACCUGAUUAUUUAAGUGUACGUGAUUGUGAAUGGAGUGUAUUAGUACAAAUUAAU